Cryptotermes secundus is the source of this 1477-nucleotide messenger RNA. RefSeq lists its product as uncharacterized. The record is from RefSeq and is a predicted model, not a curated record. Gene Ontology annotation, molecular function: chitin binding. Gene Ontology annotation, cellular component: extracellular region. Lineage: Eukaryota; Metazoa; Arthropoda; Insecta; Blattodea; Kalotermitidae. The transcript has 2 exons. Bases 27 to 500 code for a protein of 157 amino acids.
GAAACACGUGUUCACUGUUAUACAAGAUGGAGUGGCCGCGGUUCGUAUCUCUGUUGGGUGUUCUGAUAAUUGUGACGAUCUCAGAUAUAAGUGGAAAUCCUGCACGAAGCAAGAUUACGGUCGACGUAAAAUACGAAAUAAUUUGUGAUGAAGAUUUUGGAGAUAUUGGAGAUUCCAAAAACUGCACGCAGAACUCAAAUGUUAACCCCCAAACCGAAGCCCCGGUAAUCGCAGCAAAUGACACUACUGUAUCAGAAACAACCGUUGAUCCAACAACAGGCGACUCGAUAGGACCGGAAACUACCCCGACAGAAGAAACAACCAGCGAGCCAACAACGGCGGGGCCGUUCACUUGCCCGGAUACAGGGGGGUAUGCUGAUCCUGAGGACUGCCACAGUUACUACAGAUGUGACACGAUAAGCAACCCGCAACACAGCACAUGCAUCAUUCUUACGAAGUUCGAUGCCGCAAAAUCUGGCUGUUCUUUCGGCUUUUGCUAAACAUUAAUAUUUGCUCCUCCGAUGUGCGUAAAUCUGCAAACCGCCAUGCUAUGUGAUUACACAGUAACAAGCACAAUUAAAUGUGAACAUAACUCAAAAUUCAUUCACGUGUUCUCUAGUUGUGCGGAAAGAAAAUAAUAUUGCUGAGAGUCUAACAUGUGAAAUUAAAAAAUAAUUAUUAAAACGAUAUAGUACUUAAGCGCCUUGUUUCAUAGAUGUAUUUACUUGUACACAUAUAUUUCCGUCUCAACUGCAACUUAUUAUCUUGUCCUGCUUCUCUAGCACUAUAUGUUUCGGCCGUACACGGCCAUCAUCAGGUGCUAUCUUGCCAAAUUGUUCCACUGUAUGUUACAAUUAGAUAUAGCGUGUGAAGGCAAUGUUGAUUAUUAAUUAAAAUAUAUAAUUAUAAUGGUAUUUUCAUUGAAAUAUAUUUAUCUGAAAGUAGAUUUGUUGAUAUUGCGUUGCACUGUUCUGUUGAGGCGUUGGUAUUUGCUGUAAUAUAAAUAUGUGUUGUGUUAUGAAGUGUUGUUGUUGACAUUUUUAGUUUUAUAAAUUUUGAUAGUUCCUUGCCGUUGUACUUUCGUGAGUUAGUUACGCAGUUCAGAUAAAUAUAUCUCAUCAAUAUAUGAUGGCUAGAGUGUUCAAUAACACGCAAGAAGUCAACAGACUCCGUGUCCUGUAGUCCGCAAGCGAACUAUACCGACCGAGCGAUCGCCGAGAAUUACAUGCAAGAAGUCUAAUUCUAAUUUUCAGUUCUAAUCUUAUUUAUAAUCAACACUGCCUUCACGCGCGACAUGCAAUUAUGUUACAGUGGAACAGUUGUGGUAGGAUAGACAACACCUGAUGAUGGCAGUCUGCGGUCGAAACAUGUAGUGACCGAGAAGUGGGACAAGAUAAUAAGUUCUAUUUGAGACGGAAAUAUAUGUAUAAAGUAUUAAAAAACGAUGAAACAUAAAAAUAAAGAUAAUCAAAUGAUA